CUUUCGUCGCCACCACUGAAUUCCUGCUGCGGUUUCUUUAUCCGUACGGACAACGAGAAGACCCGACGAGAAGAGAAAAUGAGCCCCUCUCCGUUAACCGUGGUAAGUCGACUUUUGCAAAUAAUACCGUAAGAUUUGGCAAGUUUCAAAAAUUUGCAUCUUCUUCUCUACCGCUGUUUUCAUAUCACGCGUGUGCUUGUGUCUAAAUAAACUAUUUGGCUUUAUACGGUCUUCAGGACCGUUCCGCAGACGCAAAGCCGAUUAUUUAUCACCAGAAUAGUCUGAUUUGAUCCAUUUCUCUAUCGGGUUUCUGUUUCAUCACUGUCUGUACUUGGGCCACCCCGUAGAUAUGACGCCAAUAUUCGUUUGUCUCCAAACUUUAUCAUUCUGACUUAGCUCUCCGAUUUUCCACAUUGCCCCAUACCCAUCGUCGAUCAUUAAUUUUGUUCAUUUUUAAACAUUCUCACAGAGAAAAAAUAGUAAAAAGUAAAAAAUUUUCUCAUAAACCGAAACAAACAUUGUGUUAUAACAAACGUCAUCGAGUACCAAAUUUGUUUUUAUUUCCGACAAAUUGUACCCAAAAGCAGAGAGAGUCAACGUAUUGGGUAUCUUACAUAUUAUAUGUAUACCUUAUUUCUGCUACUUUUGGACACUUUUAGCGGAUUCUUCUAGACCAAAUGAUACGAUUUCGUGUGAAUUUCAAAAUUAACUUUACCACAUGGGAAGGAGAUUGUUUUUUCAAUCUUUUUACACCGCCUCAUUUGAAACUGGAGGGGCGUGUUUUGGGAGUUCAAAUUAAAACGCGCGAUAUUCACGUUUUCACGGAAAAUACCGAAUUUCAAUCAUUUCUCUACAGACUAAAAAAUUUAGGUAAUACAACUGAAAAAAACUAUACAUAACUGUCGGAUCGUUUGAGUAUGAAAAAAAAUAAAAAAAUAAUAUUCAUAACAGUCUUAAUGAAAUAUCUUAAUGACGAAAAAUCCACCGGGGUGAAAAUUCGAUUCCGAGUGACGGAGCUUUACUGCUCGCGGGUGUUUUUUCUUUUAAUUUCGAAUGACCGUAAUUGUGCGACUCGAAUCGUUUGAGGAGGAGCUUUAUAAAUAUAUAUAUAUAAAAAACAAAAUUGAUACUCUUUCCCCGUGAUCGAAUCCGAGGUGGGGGAGGGGGUUCGUAAACGUCCGGCGGGCCGGCGGGCAAGCUCGACGAAAAUGACGAUAAUGCGGGGCGGGAAAAGGAUGGCGAAAAGACUCCCGUGCACGGGUAGGACGGCGAUGACGAACGGGCGCCGUCUCGAGUAAAAAAUAUCCCGUCCGGGCGCACUCCGCCGGCCGUAACACGACGAUAACGCAAUAAUAACACUACAGGUAAAAGGUCGUCGACUUUUGCGUCGUCGUCGAGGAAAAAAGGUAAAAAGGGGAAAAAAAUAAAAAACGGGGUUGUGUAUAUUUUCGUACGACGACGGCGGACGACGCACGUCCGAAGCGGAGGAGGCGAUAUGAUGCAAUUCGUGCAUUAUAACCCGGGCAAUUUGUAAGAGUUACUGCCGUGUUAUAUGUUACGAUAUAUCAUGUACCUGCUAUGUGUCCCAUCUCGUAGCCCCGCAGUGAGAAAUCGCACCGCGAACAAUGGGAUAUAAUAUUAUAAUAACGUAUUUUUAUAAAGGCCGAGCAGCGGCGAAAUCUGCAUCGGAAUUGACCCCGUGCCUCCGCCGCGAUGCGACGACGUCCGUCAUACUCGUAUUAUUUUUUUUAUUAUUGUUGAUAUGAUUUCUUCUGGCGGGUAUAAUUUUACUCGUCUCGGCAGACGUACGCGACGUGUCUCCGCGUAAGAACGAGUUUUUCUUAUCGAUGAUCAUUGUUUUUUUUUGCCUCGAUACCGCGUCGACGAGUCGCUGAAAUAUUCUCGAUUGACGUUUCGCGCGCGUUAACACAAGUCUACGGUUUUAAAACGACGUUUUUUUUUUUUCUUUCUAUGGUCAAAUUUUCUACCGGCAGUUUUGCUCCGAUUUUCAACGGUAGCACAUUUUCUGAAAUGAAAUCUGAUCGGAACGGUAUAUUUUGACUUCCCCAGAAGCGGUAAAUGGGAAAAAACGAGAAAAAAUAGGUACAAUAUUAAUCGAAUAUUAUAAAAGAAAUUGUGUAACUAUCUUACCAAAAUAUGACAUAAUUAUAUAUAUUAUUGACGAAGCAACACUAUCAACCGAACUCCGCUGUGAAUCGAUUUUUCGUUAACAAUGGUUAACCGUUGCCUGCAAACAUACACUCGAUUCCCGUCUAUAUCCUAUAUUCCCGACUACCCACCGACAACAGUGGCUGCGACCGUCUGCAUCAUACUAGUGUAUAUCUUUUGAAAAUGAUUUCGUCCCGAUUAAUUUCAUCCAAUAACAGAGUUAUUGACGAAACGGAAUACAACGCUUACGCACGAUGUUUCAAGUUCAGUCCGUCUUUUUAUUUCAAAGGUUGUCUCGGGCCUUACGUUAUUUGCACAGGGUUUACUCCGCUGUUAAAGCACGGUAGACGUGGGUCAAAACGCACGAGACGUGCGCCAGUCCAAAAGUCGGACCGUCUGUAAACGUUGCGCGAAUAAACGACUUACGCCGUUUUUCGUGAACUUCAGAAAAUUAAUGAUAUUAUUACGGCUAUUUUCCUCUGAAUCGUCUAGUUUUCGUUUCGCCCUCGUCUUUAUUGUUUCCACGGGUCAACUACCGUUUUAGUAUUCCUGUAUGUAUAAAACGUCUCCCGGACGCCGUGUCUCCGUUCAUUAUCAUAUAAUAUACCUGGGGGGGCAUCUAUACGUGUUACGUAUAAAUAAACUUCGACGUCAGCGUAGUUAGUUGGAGGCGAACAAAGUAUUCGGAAUAACCUAUAUAAUACUGACUGUCCCACCCGUGCGCAUUUAUUUAUUCAUUUAUUGUUAUUGCUAUUUUUUUCACUCAUAUUUUUUUUUUUUUUGGUUUUGACCGUGUUAGUAUUUUAAAUGAAAACAAAUAGUCAGUGCAUCGACAAUUUAAAAUAACAUUAUUUUCAAAAAAAAAAAAAAAAAAUGCCUAGGUGCUAGUCAAAAAAUCGCUUUCCCGAAGGCUUACACAACCAGAUUGAAAAUUCUACCGGAAACUUCUCUUGGGUAUGUUUUGCGACUGGAUUUUAUGCGAUCAUCAUCUCGUGCUAAAGAUAAACCGGUAUUGCAAUUGUCAUAGUCCUUAGGUUUCAAAUUGAAAACGAUUUUAUUUUAAAAUACGUUGUGAGAUAAAAUCGAGAUUUCGCACGGUAAGUACCACCGAACCGUACGGCUAAUUUGCUAUUUACCUAUUCAAGUUGAGUGGUCAGAAAUAAUUCUUAUAAGAAUAUUUUUGAAUAUAAUUGUUGUUGAUUUCCUGGCUGCCUAUAGAUAACAACGAAACAAUAUGAUUAAUUAUACUCCGCGCAGAAUUGUUUAUCGUUUUUUGUUGUGAACAAAAUAUAAAUUGAAUUAAUCUAUAAACCCUCAAUUUUAACUUUCCUCCCUGAACCAAUGUACACCAGUUAGCAGUAUUAGGCUUGUUUUUUUUUUUUUCUAUCGACAGUACGCCUACCACAGGAUCACCAUUAAAUAUUAAUGGGUGACCGUCGUUAAUUUUAAAUCGAUCUCUUUAAAAUUAUAAUUCCAAAGACGGGUCCAACAGUCUUAUAUUGGCCGUUCAGCCAACAAAGUACUUAUUUAAUACACAUUUCGGAAAUUCUUGCUUCUGGUUCUCGACACGGUGAAGGGGAGGUAGGGUACAGUUACCUAAUAUUAUAGCGAUACGGUACGGUGACAAUAAAAGAAACAAUGCAGUUUACAUACUGGACCUAAAGGUGGUCUGGUGCCGGUCUGCACAAAGUAAUAAUAAAGUUUACUCUAAUGUCGUUUUGUAACGAUUUCAGGACGUUCCGUACCCGACGUGAAAUCGCAUACGUGAACGUUUCUGCGCCCAAAAUAAUUUACCGGACUAUUUUCAAUGGAAUCGAGUCGGUCAGAGUGAUCCGUUUUUACCGCGAACCAGCGAUUUUCUUGAACGUUUUGAAAUGAAUUCGAUUGAUCUAUACAAAUCAGAAUCCGUAUUUAAAGGGGGUGGGGUGAGGGGAAUCUUUUUUUGAAAAUAAAAGUAUAUACUCGUUUAAUAUAUAAAAGGUUGGGGUGAAAAAUUGAAAUUGGCGUUAUAGUAUGAAGUUUAACGAUUACAUAUAUAAAGAUUGAAACAACAAAAAUUGUACUCCUGGAAACUGUUUGAUUCGUAAUGAACAUCUGUGUUUAUUCACUCUGUGUUAUUAAUAUAUUUGUAACAGAUUUUAUAUCGAUAAAUAGUACACAAAAUGUGUCUUAAAGUUUCACUUAUGCACUAUAGUCUAUAACGAAUUUGGUUUCACUUGAUUAGGUAUGAAAAUGCUCUCUGCGCGAUUGUGUUCCACUUGAAAUCGUAAUAAAACUAAGAUGAUAUUUAUUUGGACGAGAUACUUGCAGUACAAAACAACGUGAUAAAAUGUAUGAAAAUGUCAAAUUUGAGCCUAAAAGUGUAAGGCUGUGAAACAUUAUUACAAUAGAUUACUGAGGAGAAAACGAAACAAGAGGUUUUUUUUUUUUUUAAAUGCUGUGUUAUUGAAAAAUGUUUAAAGUUAAAUAGUUAGGAAGAAUACGAAACGAAAGACUACUGAACUGCAAAAUAAAGGAAAGCCGAGAACUUCGGCUCAGUAUAAAAGUCGGAAGGGACAAAACGAUAGGGCAUUAGGGUAUCUACUGCGAUAAAUUGAUGAAAUCCGUCUUAUAAGGAUACUUUUUAUAACAUAUGGAGAGGGGAAGGCCAAGGGACGGAGUGCAUGAAACAAGUCGUGGUCGUACAUAAGUAAAGAGUUGGAGGAAUUGAGUUAUGAAAUGGAAGCGAUUGCAGUAGACCAAUCAAACGAUUGGUAACGCGAUAAAAUAGUGAAAAUAUGCGUAUACGAGAAUAAUAAAACAUAUGGCAAAUUUCAACAAUGUAAUCGUAGAGUAAAAUCUGCGAUAAAAGCUCUAAAAAAAAAAAAAAAAAUGUCAAAAUACGAUUAAAUUAAACGCGAAAAUUUAUUAUUUUAAAUUUCGCCAUUUCUUACCGCGAAACGAGCUUUCAGUGAUCUUUAUAAUAGUUUCUAAACCAUAAAACGUCUUAAUGUCUUCGAAAAAAAAAAAAAGAAGUGAAAUGCGAAUCCGUUUCUCGCGUUACCGCCGCAGAUAAUAAACUUACGCACUUAUCUAUUUCGGUAAACCGUAUCCCGCGAUCAAAUCGUUAUUACUGUAAAGGUACGCGCGCAUUUCCUCGAUUAUGUAUUUUUAAGACACGACCUUGUCUUUUUACGGUAUAUAGAAUAUUAAACCGUGAUAUUAUUAAAAUAUUUCAUUUUCGCAUUGCUCUUCUGACUGUACGCGUAACCGCGCGAUACCGCAGGUCGUAAAACCCCGGGAACGUAAAAAAUAUACGCAUAUUAUAUACUAAACGAUUUACGAUAUUAUUGUAUUAUGAAUAAAUAUCGUUUUUUUAUUAUUCAUUUAUAUUUUGCUCUAUUAUUAUUUUUCUUUCCUAUCUACAAGAUUUCACACACGUCGGCGGUCAAAGAUAAUAAUAUUACGGUCACGCGACUUAUACCGACAACUACCAGACCGCCGUAAACGAUGAAAUAUAUAUUACUUUUUUUUUUUAUUUAAGUAGUAAACAUAAAAAACGCCGUGAAAUUAUUCACGAUGCGUAAAAUAUAUGUAUAUAUAUAUAUAUAUAUAUAUAUAAAAAAAAAAAAAAUCUCCUCUAGAAGAAUAUCCUUAUUGUAUCCUUGAGGUUUCAAAAAAUCGCACACUAAAAAUUAUUUGAUAUUUCAUUUCACGGGAAAAGCUAUUGGACUUGCCGUUGUCCGUCGCAAUUUCGAGUCACGCGUAUUUUUAAUUUGUUUUUUUUUUUUUUUAUUUAAAACUGACAGACAAAAAAAAAAAUUAUCUGAUACUACUGAUUGGUCAUGGGUCGGCCAGUGUGCCACUGUUGUCGGUUGAAAUUCAGGAAAGUGUAUAAACCUAUUCGAUUUAUAUCUGUACUCAAUAUGUAUAAUGUAAUGUUUCUGAUAAAGUACUAUUCUGAGCGAAACUCGGUUAAUCACGUUCUGGAAUGUUGGAUAUUAAUGAUUUUAUCAAAGUUUUUCAAAGUUUGAACUCUCGAAAUAAACACUUAUAAAACUACUAUUACUAAGUACAAUUUAUGACCAAUUUCGUAUGGCAUUAGUCUCGACUAAAAGAAUUUAAUACCAAAAUAAACUAAAAAAAAUUAUCUUUAUAAAUACCAGAAGAUAUCAAUAUAAGAAUUCAAGGAAUAUCACGAAUUUAUACGAUUAUUUUUGACGAAACUACAAAAAUAUCCAAAUAAAUGUAAAAAGUUCCAGAUUUCCAGUGUAACUCUCCGUCUCUCCUUGUAAUAUCUUCGUCUGUGUCCUCCCUCACGUUUCUUUCCUUCAUGGUUCACUUCCAUUCCCAUUUUUCCGUUGUAGUUUUCAAGUAGAUUUCUAUCGUCUCUACGACUUUGCAAUUUUCAAUUAAUUUAUUGACGCGUUGCAAAAAGCGGGUAUUAUUUAAUUUAAAUUUUCGACGCUCAUACGCCACUUUUUUGAUAGGUUUGACUGUGAUACCGUCGCCUAAUAAAAAAAUUUUUUUUAUACUAUUGGCGUCUAUAGUCUCUGAAAUUCUCCCUUUGGGUCAUGCUUUAGAGCCUACAUAUUUUGAGUACAUUUUUAUUUUUAUAUUAAGUUUAAAAAUUCGAUUGUAAGCUAUAUAAAACGGUCACAUUGAAGUACCACCAGUUUGUUCAGAUAAUAUAGUCAAGUUUCCCGCCCUUACACGACAAUAUUAUAUACAUUUUCCUUUAUACUUCAAGUGUCGAUUGUACCCAUAAAUCCUGUGGAAGCCAUUUCAACGCACUUUGCUUUGUUUUCCAAUGCUUGUUGCGCGAUGUCGUUUUGUUACAAGUUCGUUUCAUGUAUUUUUGAAUACGAAUAUGACACAUUUUGCUUUUGCAUUUUUUUUUUUUUUUUAAUCUAAACAAAUUUUUUAUUUAGAUAUUAUUUUCGAGUUAAUUUUAUAGGUUCAAUAUUUUUUAAAUUUCUGGGCCGCAAAAAAUAUGUUUUUGUUCAUAAGGGCAUUUUUACAACGCAUUACAUUUCGAGUCAUGAUAAUUCAUACACUAUAAUUAUUAUUAUUUUUAUUCUUUUGCGAGAUAAUUGGCCCCGCUAAGCAGCUCGUGCGAGGGUCCAUGGUAAUCUUAUCAUUUACAAUAAUAAAUAAUAAUUAUACCGCGAUUAUUAUAGUAUUUCUGGUACUAGAGCGCUAAAUAUCUUAGCUUUCUGAUAACUGCGGUUACAUUGUACGUAUAGCUAUGAUAUAUAUCAUUAGAGAUAUUGCUAUCUUUUGUUUUUAUUCGGAGCCUUUUUAAAAAAAAACCGUAUAAAUCCUGCGGUAAAUCGCGUUGGAAAAUUAAUCUACACCCCCCCCCCCUCCUACCAUUUGUAAACAUUAUAAUAUUAUUAUUAAUAACAAUACUGAACCGCCAUUGUUGUACGGAGUAACAUAAUAUAAUCCUAGCGAACGCGUAAUCAGAUACAAUUUUCAAGCAUAUUAUUAUCACUGUGUUCACACCAGCUGCAAACGCACAUGUUCCGCGAAAAAUACAACGCACAACGCGCGGUGACUUAAUAGUUAUAAAUUGGUCUGUGUUCGCGCGCUUGCGUGUAAUUUUAAUAAUACGUUUUUUAGAAGGUGCCCGUGCUCGAGUUUAACUGUCUGCAUAUUGUGUACUCGUCUAACAUUUACUCGAACAACUUUACCCGCGGUAUACGUUUUCAUACUCGCCUGUAAUAAAUAAUAAUAUACUACAAUGUAUUAUAUUAUCGUUUUUCGUGUCGGAAACCCUAACGUUAUUUUUUUUCCGUGUUACAGAUCCGUCGCCUUUUUUAAAUUACAACAAACACUUACUUUAUGGAAUUUACAAAUAUGAAAUUAUAGGGAAAUAAACGGAAAUAAUGGCCCACUGUUGUAGGUGAGAAGUUGGGAAGGUAGCGGGGAAAUUUAAUAAUGUAGUUCUCUGCACGACGAUUUACCAUCGCGCACGAAAAACGAUUCUGAACGGAGUUCGGUUAAUAGUGAUACUUUGUCAACAAUAUAAUUUAUGUAAUAUAGCUAUUAUAGUACAAUAAUAACAUAUUCAUUGUACAUUUUUUUUUUUUUUUUUAUAAUAUUUGUUUAAUAUUUUACCUAUUUUCCCGUUUAUUCCCGGGUUUUCCUAUUUAUUGUGAAGCUGGGAAAAUCAAAAAUUGAUCUCCCAAAAGUACUGUCCCAGUUAAAUUUCCUUUCAGAAAAAGUGCUAUCAAUAUAAAUCGAAAUAAAAUUCUAGUAGAAAGUUGUUCACAGGUAAAAAAAAAAAUAAAAAUAAAAAUAAACACCAUUGUAAAACCAAUACACUCCUCACUCUGUUCAGUUUGCUCAGAAUCUAAAAUAGUCAAUAAAAAUAACGAGGUACCCCGGCACUGGCAACAAGAAUCUCGGGAUAUAAAUUAUCAUAAUACCGGUGUAAUGUCAUAUUAUAUUAACGAUCCGUAUAAAUCUCUUUGGUCGUGAAUUUUCGAUAAUUAAACGCCGAAAGUUCAUUCAUACGCUAUACUUGCGAAAUUUCAAGUUUAAAGCCUACGUAAUGUAUAAUUAUAAUCACACGAAUUGACCGUGUAAUUUCCGAUCACAUAAUAACGUUCAAUUAUAGACUAAAAUAACAAAAUCUUCUGAUCGGCUCUUUGCUCGCUUAUGAUCAUGCCCCAGAUUGCAAUUCAAAAUACAUAUUUUUUUCUUCUGGGCAAUUAAUAUAUUCCAAUACAUAAUUCAAUUCUUGUAACAGAUACUUCAAAUACUUUAAUACUUAAAUUUCAAGUAACUUUUAUUUUGAAUUUCCGCAAUUUUUUAAUUUUUAUAGUUUUUUACUUUUAAGAUUUUUGAGUAUUGUGUUUUUGAGUGAAAUUUUUUCGCCAAACAUUUUUUUUUUUAAUGGCUUUCCGUUUUUUUUUUAUAUGUAUUUUCAAUAAUUUUCAAUGAAUCCAAAUCUUAUUUAUCACAAAUUUAUAAUUUCGAUAACGUCAUUUCAUUGAAUAUAAUUUAAGGUCUAUGGUCCAAACCUACUAACAAGGAGCAAGGAAUUUGUAAUUUUAAGUGUAAAUUAAAUACCUAUUAGGUGAAAAUCUAUGACAGAUUUAUAGACAAUGUCAAAAAACACAACAAAUAAAUUUGAUCUAUGGUCUCCUGUCCGGAGAGACAUUGAUUGCUCCUCGUCGAUGCAUCGAUUUACCACAAAAACUUAGGCAGCUAAGUUUGGUAACAGAUCAACUAAUCAGAGGAUUCAAAUUUCUUCUGUUACUUGUUUCAAGUACGAAAGGUUAAUACGUUACUCGCAAUGCAACUCUCAAAUGCGAAUUCCUUCUCUUCCUGGCUGAAUAUUAGUGUUAUGAUUGUAGUAAUUGGUCGAAUAGGAACCAACGUACCUUUAUCCCGCUAGAUCAAUACCUAUUGUCUAUUACUUAUCUAUGAUCUCGGAAUAACGAUUAUAAAGUAGUGUGAUACUCAUACAUUUUGUAACCUUAUUAAAUAAAACGAAAACGAGUUCGGGUGACUUUUGAAGACGAAUAAAGACGGUUUUAUCCCGCGCAGAAAAUUUGUUUUGAAAAAAAGUUUUCUUAAAAUUCGAUUUUUUGCGUAUUCAACGACGUUUUUAAAUGCCGUCGUCAUAAAUUACCAGUAAAAAAAAAAAAAAUACGGAUAUUUUGCGCACGAUGGGUGAGAAUUUAUAAAGGUUGGACGUAGAAGGCAAUUUAAUACAUAUUUGUAUGCAACGAUUAAUCUUUGAUAACUUCGAAAUUCCGAUCGGAGCUCGUUUAUACAUGUUUCUAAUAUUUAACGUUUGAAAAUAAUACGUUAUGUAAAUAUCACGUUUUUCCCUAAAUGUUUUCUUAUUUAUUGAGGAAAUCCCUAUGAAAAAUCAAAAAAAGCCCGACUUUAAAGUGAAAUAUUUUAGAAAAAUGUAACAAUAUUUCUGGUAGAAAAGCUGUUUGUAGAAAGAAAAACGAAAAGAAAAUGACGAUCAUUGUAAAACUAAUACAUUAUUCGCUUCACUCAGAAACUAAAAUGAGUUUCGAUCUACACUUCUUGGAAACUUGUACCGAUUCAAUACAAUUUCGGUACCUAUACACGAUUAUGUUGUUUAAUAAUACUCUCGACGUCACGACGUCAAAAACAUUGUUUCUAAUAUAUUUUAUUUCUGUUACGUAUUACAUCCAUGCAACGUGUCUGAAACUAAAUUCAAAGUUUAUCUUUCCGGAAGGGAAACACUCAAAAGUUGUGCAACGCGCAAGACACAGACUAGCGAGAACAUUAUUAUAGUUACACUAAGCGCCAGUGUAUAUAAUAAUGUUAUGAUGCCUCUUAAAGCUCUAUAAAUUUGUAUAGGUGGCGUAUUAUUAAUUACUUAUUUCCAAAUGUCGUUCCGGUACCCUGCGUGCGAUGAACAGAGUAUAUUAUGACUUUUGUUUGAAAUCGGCGCAGACGGUUAAUUGAAUUCGCCGGUCGUUCGGGUGAUGAUACAACGCGAUUAAAAGAAUCGUAAUGGUUUUACUAAUGUGUGUGUGUGUGUGUGUCCACGACCAAUUUUCCGUUGACGAAACUUCUUUCAUACCGUAUCUGAAAAGACACAAAACGGUCGAAAACUUCUUGAAACAAGUAAUUAAAAACGUCAAUUUCUACGUUGAAACUUAGAUUUUGCAUCUUUAUUGACUUCUGGGUUUUCUUUGUGACGAGUUAAUAAGUCAAAAAGAACGGAAUAACUGCUUUUAUAUUUCGAUAAAUUAGUUAGUUAAACGAUUUAGUCCACCACUGGUGCUUAUGAAUUAAGUCUGAAGUAGGAAAGGUGCACAGAUAUUAAAAUGUAAAAAUCCCCCAUCCAAAAAUAAUCUUAAACAGACGUCCAAAAAAAAUAUUCAUAUUUUUAGAUUUCUGACGCAUCGAGGUAUUGGUUUUACCAAUGGUUUAACCAAUUAUUCCAUAAGAAAUGUUAAUCCGAUUUUUAAGUAAAGCAUCUUUUUCUUAAAAAAAAUUACAACUAGUUUUUAUAUUAUCAGAAAGGUAAUUUUAUGAUUAACUUUGUAGCCAUCGGGUAAAAAAACGAAGGAUAAAUGUGAACUAAACUAUUAUACGGUCAGUUCUAGACGUAAUCAAUUUUGGACCCCUUAUACGAUUUGAUAAGUUUAAUUUUCAUUUGGUUUAAUGUAGAUUAAUUCGCUCGGCAAAAAUGCUUGACGAUUUUACGCGUUGAAAAAUUAAUUUGGUUGUUAAAAAUAAUAUUUGGGUGUAAUAUUGUAGUUUUUUCGUAAAAUAAUUUUAUAUUCAAAUUUUAACGAACAUCGUAAAAAUUUCGAAACACGUUUAACCUGAUUUUGAUCAGAUUGGUUUUUCGAUAGACAUGAUUUAUCAUUAUAUAUAUAUAAAUAUAUAAAUUUAAGAACCCAGUGUAUUCCGAAUAUUUAUCUUCACUAAUAGCCCACCCGUCAACAAUAUCGUUUUUUUUUUUUGUUUAUACCUAACGAAUAAUAAAAAUAAGGUUAGGUGAUAUUUAUAAUCCAUAUUGUUCACGUACGACCGAAUAAUUAACACAAUGCUUUUGCCUAGUGUAAUUGAUAGUUGAAAUAUCGAACGCUUUUUAUAAAUGCGUUUGCACUUCCCUUAUUUCAGUAUAAAUAUUAUAGAUAUCUACGGUGGUUUGUGAGGAGGAGCGAUUCGCAUAUUGUUUGCCCCAUAACAACGCUACUGAUAUCCAUUCGGAAUCGAUUUUCGUUGGCCAUGAAUCCGUGAUUCGCCCAGUCAGACUUAUUUUUAAAUUUUUUUUUUUUUUCACAGAUUUUUUGGUGGCUGUGGUUUUGCGUUUUUUAUGUUUCGCAGUCGUCUUCGUUGUCGGCUACCGGUAGCCUGUUACACCGCAGGCCCGUCGACCCGCUGGAGAUAGCGCUCCAGAGCAGAGGGCGCGUGCUCAUGGGGUCCCAACAGCCGCAUCAACAGCAGAGGAGACCGGAUCGACCGCCUCCGGCCGAGGGAAACACCGUCAACAACAACGGACAGAUCGGCAGUCAGUUCGGCGGACCGGCGGCUGGCGACCAGGACUCGUCCGGAACGGUGGGUCUGAACGUCGGGCUAGGGAUCGGACUGGACACGCCGUUCAUUGACACGCUGCUGGAGCGUCUGCUUAGACGCAAGCAGCUCCUAUUGGCCGCUGCCGCGGCGUCCGGCUAUGCGGGCUUGGGCGCGGGCUUCGCGGGCUACGGAGGAGCCGGUUAUUACCCGGGCCCGGCCCUGUACCCGUACGCCGGCGCCGGCAUAGGCGGCCCCUGGAACAGACCCGGAGCCUAUCCUUAUUCCCCGUACGUGCCGCCGAUCAGUCCGUACGGCGGCGGCGGUUGGAACCCGUACGGCAGUGGCUACAACCCCAUGUACGAUUACGACAACGAUUUCACGUGGAAAAACAACAACAACAACAACGCCAACAGUCGGUAACCGUCGGCAGUUUCGACGUUGACAUUUCGUUUUCACGUAGUGCACGAGCCACGUGAAACGUUGCCAAACGUCCGUGGGUCCGGGAUUUAAUGCGCUCGAACCUAAAACCGUUAAAAGAAUAGGUCCAUUUAAUAAUAUCCUCAUAAAAAAAAAAACAGCGGGGGGGGGGAAAUUUAAAUAAUAGCGAACAAAACGACAAGUAUAGAUAGCAAAAAAAAAAAAAUUAACCGAUACGAGUUCGACAUUAGGCAAGUAUUUUACAACACCGGGCCACUAAGGCGAACGGAUCCGAAUUUUAAAGGAACGUAUUCGAAUUGGCUACCGAGCUUAUACCCGAAAUUCCGAUUAGGUUCCCGAUUGUAAAAGGUAUUUUACGAGGGUCAGCCGAAUUCGUACCCGUUUUAAUACUUCCAUUUAUACUGUAAACACAAUCAAUGCGGGUACAAAGUAGUACCUUUUUAAACUUUUAUUUAACUUUUAUCAUACCACGGCGGGUAUUUUACCAUUAUCAAGGUAAUAAUAAUAAUAUUACGAUCGACGUACAGCCAAAAUACCGUAAUUGAUUAAGAUAAAGUCAAUCCAUCCUGAUAUACGCAUCUGUAUGGCUAUAUUGGAUGUACCGUUUGUGAAAUACAGAUGUUUUUCUUGCGUAAAAUCUAAUUGAUUCCGAGUUGACAUUCCUAAGUCUGUAGGAACGGAAAGAAAAAACGUGCGUGUUUGGCUAUCUUACUGCGAACAGCGGGAACUAAUUCACCCGGUAGCGGAUACAUCAGAAAUUUAAUCAGAAACCGAUCGGUUUGCCUUCAUAAAAUACCUUUACACAAAAGGCAACCAAUUCGGGAUACACUCUUUUUAAUUACCUAUUUUUUUUUUUUUUUUUUUUAAUUUUAAUUUGACAGUAUCUGCGCGACAAAAAAAACCCGCCGUUUUUAAAUUGCAUAACAUUCGAAAUCGCUUCGAUAUCCCCCGAACCUUAGACGUACGUGCCUUAAAAUUAUAAUAUAAAAAUUACAGUGUACUAUAGUUAUUAAUGAACAUUAUAAAUAUAUUUUAUGAUUUUUUAAUA
This is a messenger RNA of Cinara cedri, 13663 nucleotides long. Lineage: Eukaryota; Metazoa; Arthropoda; Insecta; Hemiptera; Aphididae. The record is from the annotation of a GenBank genome assembly.